UCUCUCUCUCUCUCUCUCUCUCUCUCUCUCUCUCUCUCACAUCAAAAAAGCAGUUUCUUUCUUGAUUCUUCAAGUAAAGAGAAGGAAUUGGAUACCAUUUCUCCGUUUUAGGUUUUCCUACUAAUCCAAACAAAUCUCAACUUGUACACUAUUUUCGAGUCGAUCUGUUGUUGCUUAUUGUUCAAAACAUCACGAAGAUAAAUAGAGAGAGAGAGAAAGUUUGUUUUGAAAUCGUAAAAAUGGGGUCAUCAUCAGGUCAGUACGAUCUCUCAUUUAAGAUCUUAUUGAUCGGAGAUUCUGGUGUCGGUAAAAGUAGUCUUCUCGUCAGUUUCAUCUCCGACGCCUUCGAAGAUCUCGCACCUACCAUUGGUGUUGACUUCAAAAUGAAGCAGCUUACAGUUGGAGGAAAAAGAUUAAAACUUACAAUAUGGGACACAGCUGGACAAGAAAGAUUCAGGACACUAACAAGCUCUUACUACAGGGGUGCCCAAGGGAUUAUUCUUGUGUAUGAUGUUACAAGAAGAGAAACGUUCACAAACCUUUCGGAAAUAUGGGCUAAAGAAGUUGACCUUUACUCCACUAAUCAAGAUUGUGUCAAGAUGCUUGUUGGAAACAAAGUUGACAAAGACACCGAAAGAUUUGUGAGCAGGGAAGAAGGCAUUGAUCUUGCAAAAGAGCUCAAAUGUUUGUUUCUUGAAUGUAGUGCAAGAACUCGUGAAAAUGUUAAUCAAUGCUUCGAAGAACUUGCAUUAAAGAUAAUGGAGGUUCCGAGUCUUCUAGAAGAAGGGUCUACAAUAGUGAAGAGAAAUAAUAUAUUGAAGCAAAAACCGGAGAACAACCAUGUUGCAUCUACUCAAGGAUGUUGCUCAUAAAUAUUGGAUGUAAAUGAUUGGUUUGUUUUAGUUUUUGAAGAUAGUGGUUGAGUUUUGUGAGUGAUUAUAGAAGUUUGUGUAAAGUCUUUUUCUGUUUAUUUUCAUGUCAAUCCUUUUGUUUGAGGAAAAUAAGAAAGAAAGAAAGAAAUUCAUUGUGCUUUGUAUAUAUAACUUUGAAUUCUCAAAUGUGUCCUGGGUUUUCAUACAAA
This is a messenger RNA of Lactuca sativa (garden lettuce), 1081 nucleotides long. Its product is annotated as ras-related protein RABC2a. Gene Ontology annotation, molecular function: GTPase activity; GTP binding. The record is from RefSeq and is a predicted model, not a curated record. Lineage: Eukaryota; Viridiplantae; Streptophyta; Magnoliopsida; Asterales; Asteraceae.